Nelumbo nucifera (sacred lotus) is the source of this 2109-nucleotide messenger RNA. Its product is annotated as senescence-associated family protein. The record is from RefSeq and is a predicted model, not a curated record. Gene Ontology annotation, cellular component: chloroplast. Gene Ontology annotation, biological process: leaf senescence; cellular response to oxidative stress. NCBI's taxonomy places the organism in Eukaryota, Viridiplantae, Streptophyta, Magnoliopsida, Proteales, Nelumbonaceae.
CUUUCCUGAAUCCUGGUUCCUAUUUCCUCUCACUAAAAUCCACUCAACUUACCAGUUACCAUUCUACUUCUUUUUUCGUCCGCUAACCGUUUCACCUCUCCCUCUCCUUCUCCCUCUCCCUUUCUCUCUCAGGUGAGACAAUCAGACAAACGGAUGAAUAGAAUGGGAAACACUGGCUAGAAUUAAUUUGGUCAAUCAUUCUAAACAGCCAAUUAUCAAUCAACAGUGCCACUAAUUUGCUACUUAGCUUGGUUCUUCCAUGGCUUUGAUUGCAAGUAGGGUGUCUGGUGGCCCUGUGGUGACCAAUAUGACCAAUGCCACUGAGUCACAUGGGACUGUUUAUUCUUUUGCCAAGUUAUCACAGCAUACUAGAUUACACUCUGCAAGUCAAAGAGUUGAGUUUAGGAGACCAAGUAAUGGACAUCUGUUCGCUGCAAAACUGAGCUUCUCCUCUGAGAGUUUGUGGUACCCAUGUGAAAAACCUUGUGCUUAUGUUGUCUUUCGGGAACAUUCUGUUUUAUGUUCAUCAGCGGGAGCACAUAAUACUGAAGCAACUGAACGUGUUACACACCCUGCUGAUUGUUCAAGAAUAUCUCGAACCAAAGUUGGAGAUGAAGAUGUUGAAGAGUUGUUUGAUUCACUCUUGCCUGAGCAUCCAGUCAUUCCUGAAGGCACUUCUUAUUCAAGUCGGGGGCUAGCUGAAGCAUGUAAAUUUGUUUGCAAUGAUGCAAAGUAUGUUAAUGAAAGGGCCCGUAAUGACAUUGUCUUGCUUUCACGUGGCAUAAUGAGGCUAAAUGAUCGUGCCCGCCAAGAUGUUGCAGUUCUUGGUUCUGAGUUUCUUAAGCUUGAUGCUCGAGCAAGAGAGGACACUGAAAAAAUUGAUAAUAGUGUGAAGAGAAGAGCUGAACGACUGCAUCAUAUAGCCAUGGUCUUAAAAGACAAAGCUCAAUCUAAGUUGAAAAGUGCAGCAGAGCAGCAUUGGAGCGAUGGAGCAUUGGAGGCGGAUUUGCGGCGAGCUGACGUCAUUGUUAAGCGGCGAGCCAUGGAAGAUGCCCUAAUGGCUUUGGAGUUUGUCAAGAACAUUCAUGACAUGAUGGUGACUAAACUGAAACAAGGUUCUCUAUCUUCUGAUGAUGACAUGACAGAUUGUAUAGUACUUGAAAAGAACGGAAAGAGUCUUGAUAUCUUUCCUGAAGUCUCUACUGAUCGUAUUACUGCCAUUCAGGAUGCUUACUGGAGUAUGGCAUCAGCUCUAUCUGAAGCCGAUGGCAUUGACUACACUAAUCCUGAAGAGCUUGAAUUGUUAGUUGCAACUCUGAUUGAUCUUGAUGCAAUGGAUGGUAAAAGUAGUGCCUCGUUAUUGGCAGAGUGUUCAAGCUCGCCUGAUGUCAAUACCAGGAAAGCGCUAGCCAAUGCAUUGGCUGCAGCUCCAUCUAUGUGGACUCUUGGAAAUGCAGGCAUGGGAGCAUUGCAGAGGCUAGCACAAGACAGCAACCCAGCUGUUGCUGCUGCAGCGUCCAAAGCCAUAGAAGAAUUGAAGAGACAGUGGGAAAUAGAAGAGGGAGAUAGUUGGAGGUUCACAAUGAAACAAAUAGCAAUGGAAAUAGAUAUGGAAGAAGAAGCUGAUGAAGAUGCUUAGACAGGCCAAGUACAGUUAUGUUUUAUUGUGAAUAUUUGCAUGAGAAAAGAUUAUCGGGCAUAAAUAAGUUUCAGAGCUUACAGGACCAAUGAAUGCAUUAUUCUUCCUAGUUCCAACAGCAAGAGAAGGAGCUCACAAGUCACAACCUAACCAAAGAUUGUCUUGCAAUGUUUAGCUCGCAUAGUUAUCUAAUGGGAAUAGUGUAUUUCAUAAUUUUGAAAUGUUUAGCUUCUCCCCUAAAGCCACAGAAGUUACUGAGUUCGCUGAUGUCUCCUCAAAUGUAAGAAGUGCUUCCAAUGAUGCUUCAAUGAUUAGCUUGUAUAGUUAUCUAAUGGAAAUAAUGUAUUUCGUAACAUUAACCUCUCCCCAAAAGCCACAGAAGUUCUCAGUUUACAAAUGUCUCAAAUGUGAGAAAGAGUUUGUAUUGUUUAGCUUGUAAAGUUAUCUAAUGGCAAUAAUGCAUUUCAUAA